AAUAAGUGAAAGCACAGAAGGUAAAAUAGAGGCGUCGAUAGCACAUAGCGCACGGCUCUGCUAAGGAAGUUAGCCGUCAAGCUAACACCUCUCCACUGACUGUCACAAACAGCCUGAGACUGAAACACAACAGACAACUCCUGUAAGACUUACUGCUUGGAUCUCCUGAGGCGUCCUCAGCUGCCACCACCACGAUGGACCAUCAAAGGGAACCCCCAGGGCCAAAACAAGAGGAGCUUCCGCAGAUGGACGGCUCAUGUGAUGCAUGUGAGCCUGAUGAGGCCCAGCCAGCCACUCAUGUUUGCUACUCCUGCAGCUUUGCCUUCUGUCCUGUCCAUGCUGACAGCCACACCAGAAGGACACGUCACCUGCUACUGGUGUAUAACCAUGAAGCAGCCCAAGCUUGCAGCCUUGCUGUAAAUGGAGACUCUGUUGUUGAAGGUGGAGCAGAGGCUGAAGCUGCGGAGGGGAGGUUAUUUGGAGUGGACGGGCAGGAUUUAGAUGAGGUGAGGAAUCGGGAGUUGGAGCAAGUUGGAGUGGCACUGGCUGAUGAAGAUGAGAAUGUUGCUGGAGGGGAAGCCCAGAAUGGACUGCUGUUGGAGGCCCAGUUAGGUGCCAGGGCUGAAGGUGGAGAAGCAGUAGCGCAGGAAGGCGUGGUUCCUCCUGAGCCUGGGAAGAGGGACACUGUGACAGUAGAGAGACUGCGCUGCAAGGAACAUGGGCAGGAAGCCUCCCUCUACUGUAAACCAGAUGAGAAAAUCAUUUGUGUGGUGUGUGCUGUGCAAGGUGAACACCGUGAGCAUGAAAUCAUCACGCUGCAUGAAGCUUACCAAUGGCAGAAGAACAGGCAGGGCUAUGACCUGCUGGGUUGUACACAACAGAUGGCUGAAAAGAUCAAGACCAAGUGGACAAACCCUGAGAUGUCAACUGAAGAACUGGAGGACUAUGUGAAUGAACAGUUUGAUGAGCUCCGUCGAUUGGUGCGUCUGGAAGAGAAGAGGACCCUUCACCUGGUAGACCUCAAAGAAGCAUUUUUGACAGCUUCUGCCGCUGAGAAAAUUGCAGAGAUCACCGUCCAAACGGAGCGCCUACAGGAAGAGAUGGCUAACAUUACAGAGCAGCUGUGCCUGCUGGAACAGGCAGAGGCCCAGGCAGUCGGUGCAGCAGUUGUAGCAGAGAUCCUGACAAGAAGCCCUGCACCAGCCAACAGAAUCCCGCAUGACAUUGAUGCCAGGCCGAGGAUACCAGAGCCAAGGGCAGAUCCUAUGGACCCAUUGGACUUGGGAGACAAUGAGUCUGGUCCCUCCAUGGACCACGCCCCCUGAUCCCAGCAUCUGCAUCCACCUGUCUUUCAAAGUCUACUUCAGCCCCGCCAGGCUGUCACACAUGACCUCUCCCUCUCUGUCAGCCGUCUUCUCGGCUCCCCUCCCCUCCCGCGGUGUCCUCUGGGACUGAGCUGACCUUGAGGAUUUGCUGUGACAAAUACAGAUGGCUGCCUCAUUUCUGCUUUCAAACUUUUUCAUUCCUCACCACCUACUAACUUUUUUUAAUUGAAACAAGCACGUUAUGUGCAAUCAAUUACUGUCAGUCUCUGUCUUAACAGCCAGUCAGCUCCUUGGCUUCAUGGCUCAGUCAGAGAGGAGUCUGGGUAAGCAGCCGAGCACAGCAUCUGCUAAGCACACCAGAUGUCCGAAACGGGCAAAUUCUGUCACCUUCCAUGUGUCCCUGUUCAUUUAUUCACAAUGUAAUUUCGUGUCUGUCAUUUUUUUGACAAACAUUUUUUUAAACUGGGAUAUUGGAAAUGGCACUUUUUUCAGAUGCCACAAAGCUGGUCAGAUCUGGAGAAUUCUACAGUCACAGAAUUACAAUGACUGCUAAAUCUGCCCAUAUUGGAUCUUACCAUUAAAAAAAAUUGCUCUAAUAACAAUUCUGGUACCAUAGAAUUACCCAUCUAUUACCAGGAUGCUGCACAGUCCUCAUUAGUUUGGAAAACAAAAGACUUGAUUGUGCAGAAUAGUACUUGUGCAGUAUCCACCUUGUAUGGACUGUAAGAACUCAUUAUUUUGGCGAAUUUGGAUCCUAAAUUAGCGUGUGCAUUUUCUUCUUCUGCCUUAACCUGCUCAUCUAUCUGCCAGUUUUGAUGAAGUCUGUGUAUAUCAGCAGUAGUUGCCUCUGAGAAUGAAGCAGUGUUUUUAACUGUUUGUUGGCUGGUUUGCUAUCAGUAUUCCCUAAAAGCCAUCAGAUCAGCUGUCAUUACACUGAUGAAGAGGUUGGGCCUAUCCUGGAAUAAAAAUAAUGUUGGUUUGGAUUCAGAUGAACACUGAGAUGAGGUUUUUUUAAAUGAGUAUUCAAGAUGUCGAGUUUUGUUGCUGAUGCCAGCCACCUCAUAAAUGUUGCUUACAAUUAAUGCAUUCCAUUUUACCAGAAUCGUUAAAAGGUUAUUCCUGUCAAACCAAACUAACAUUCCCAUCAGUCACUGUCUUUACAGGUGAAGGUUGCAAUUCCAACCACAGGGAGUCCACCUGUGUUUGUACUUUUCCUUCAUUAGUGUGCUGUUCAAAUAUUAUUUCCCUGCCUCUUAGAAAUACUAGAACUCUUGGUGAAACUCUAUUGUAUGUGCCUUAAUGAUAAAUGUCCAUCAGGUGGAGAUAUUGCUCCAUUUGAAGAACCUUGACUAACGGUUCCUCCUGGGACACCACCAACGUCCAAACUGAUACUUAUAUUAGAUACGAAGUCUUGCAUUUUUCACUGAAGGAAAAGUAUGUUCAGUUUCAAAAUAAAGAAAAUUUACACACACCUUUUUU
Molecule: messenger RNA, 2804 nt
Organism: Thalassophryne amazonica
Lineage: Eukaryota; Metazoa; Chordata; Actinopteri; Batrachoidiformes; Batrachoididae
Gene: trim44
Product: tripartite motif containing 44
Exons: 6
Coding region: 195-1325 (376 amino acids)
Molecular function (GO): zinc ion binding
Source: RefSeq, a predicted model, not a curated record